AUGAUUAGUCCACCUAAUCGCACCGUUGAUAUCUACGUUAGAUGCCUAUAUUUGUCACAAAGAUCGGUAAUGAAUUUAUGCUUCAGAAACUUCACACUUCUGCUGCAUAGACGCAGCCAGUCAACAAUAAGCACAAGACAUCUUCCAACGAUAUAUGCAUUAUCGACUCCCACUGGACAGCGAUCAGCGAUUGCCGUGGUAAGGGUAUCAGGUGGCCAUGCUAAAUAUAUUUACCGUGCUCUCACAAAAACUCUGCAAGAUCCCAAACCUCGAACAGCUAUUCUGAAAAAAUUAUACAACCCCAAAAGUCAAGUGUCAAGACCUAAUCUACUGGACCAUGCUUUGACAUUAUUCUUCCCAACGCCAAAAAGCUUUACAGGAGAGGACGUUUUGGAAUUGCAUAUACACGGUGGUAAAGCUGUGACAAGAAGUGUCCUGAAGGCUAUUGAGUCUUUGCACGAUGAAACGAGCGAGAAGCACAUAAGGUAUGCCAAUGCAGGGGAAUUUUCAUUAAGAGCCUUUCAAAAUGGCAAGUUCGAUCUUACAGAAAUUGAGGGUAUCAGAGAACUGAUAGAUGCAGAGACAGAAUCUCAACGACGGAGCGCAUUAUCAAGCCUCAAUGGAGAGAAUAGGAAUAAAUUUGAUAUGUGGAGAUCUCAAAUCAUAGCGAACAUCGCCCAGUUGACUGCGAUAAUAGACUUUGGAGAAGAUACCGAGAUGAAUGAUAUAAAUGACAUAUUUGAUACGGUGGAGACUAAUAUGCUGCGACUCAAAAGGGAAAUCAAAGACUUCAUUAUUAAAAUCGAAAAAUCAAGCAUUCUACAAAGUGGAAUAAAACUUGUGUUACUAGGGCAACCAAAUGCUGGGAAAUCAUCGUUGAUAAACGCAAUCAGCAACGAAGACAUAUCAAUUGUGAGCCAAAUACCCGGAACAACCAGAGAUGCAUUAGAAAAUUUGAUAGAGGUAAACGGCUUCAAAGUGAAGAUCUGCGACACUGCGGGGAUUAGGGAUAAUAUUUCGGAUCAAAUUGAGCUUCUUGGAAUUGAGAAAGCGAUUAAAAAGAGUCACUACUGCGACAUCUGUCUUAUAUUAAUCGAUCCGACCCAAAAGCCGCUUCUGAGUAAUGAAAUGAAGAAAAUACUCAAAUCCUCACAAUUUGUUGGCAAGGAAAUUGUUAUUGUAAUAAAUAAGAAAGAUCUGAUAUCGGGAUUGGGGGAAAAGAACUCCAUCGAGUCAGAGCUACGGUCACAAUUUGAUAAAAAACAUCCGAUUAUCGCCAUCUCAUGUCUGAAUUUUGAUGGAAUAACAAAUCUGGUAAAUAAAUUAACUGAAAUGUUUCAACAUAUGUCCGAUAGUGGUGUCGAGUUCGACCCGAUAGCGGUAUCUCAAAGAGUUAGAGAAAUUCUUAGGAAUGAUAUUCUUUUUGGAAUCGAGCAAUUUCUCAUUAACAAGCAGCUUGACAAUGACGUUGUUAUGGCCUCCGAAAGCCUAUCUCAUGUCGCAGACGGCAUCGGAAAGAUCACUGGAGAGACAGUUGGCAUAGAGGAAAUUUUGGGCGUAGUAUUUAGUAGUUUUUGUGUCGGGAAAUAG
Zygotorulaspora mrakii is the source of this 1590-nucleotide messenger RNA. It is a transcript of the gene MSS1, whose product is annotated as Mss1p. Gene Ontology annotation, cellular component: mitochondrion; cytoplasm. Gene Ontology annotation, molecular function: GTPase activity; GTP binding; protein binding. The transcript has a single exon. The record is from RefSeq and is a predicted model, not a curated record. The coding region runs from base 1 to 1590 and encodes 529 amino acids. Lineage: Eukaryota; Fungi; Ascomycota; Saccharomycetes; Saccharomycetales; Saccharomycetaceae. Gene Ontology annotation, biological process: tRNA wobble uridine modification; tRNA methylation.